Molecule: messenger RNA, 2432 nt
Organism: Ostrinia nubilalis (European corn borer)
Lineage: Eukaryota; Metazoa; Arthropoda; Insecta; Lepidoptera; Crambidae
Product: ankyrin repeat domain-containing protein 39
Exons: 3
Coding region: 1-528 (175 amino acids)
Biological process (GO): protein K6-linked ubiquitination
Cellular component (GO): BRCA1-A complex; BRCA1-BARD1 complex
Molecular function (GO): ubiquitin-protein transferase activity; protein binding
Source: RefSeq, a predicted model, not a curated record
AUGGAACACAAAAGUAAUUGUGACCACACCAACUGCACUGCAGCUAAUUCCAAUCAAUCAGUCUGUCAAACAUUAUCUGAAAUGGAUUGGGAAAGGGGCUUAUGGUAUGCAGCAUUUAAUGGUGACAUAGAAAGAGUUAAUGCCCUGAUUUCUAAAGCAUCUAACAUUAAAGACACAGUCAAUGCCCCUGACAAUUCGGGAUACACUGCACUUCACUAUGCUGCACGGAAUGGACACACUGACGUUUGUGACAUAUUGAUAAAAAAUGGAGCUUGUAUCGACGCUCAAACCAAAAGUGGCAAAGCAACACCUCUCCACAAAGCUGCUGCAGCAGGAAACACCACAGCAGUGAAGUUUCUUAUUGAUUCGGGAGCAACUGUAGACAUGCAGGAUGUUGAUGGACAGACAGCUCUUCACAAAGCUUUGGAAAACAACAAGUUUGAACUGGUCAGGAUUUUAUUAGAUGCAUGUCCUCAGUUACAUCACAUUAAUGACUUUAAAGGCAGACGUCCUAAUAUACCUGAAUAACAAAAUAUUUGUAUCUAAUUUAUGCACUUUACCUUUUUUAUAAACUCUGAUCAUUUGUUGACUUUUUAGCUUGUUGUGUAAACGAAACUUGUCAUUAGACACAUUAUUUCUCAUAACACCUAUAAUUUAAUUGAAUUAGAAGUAUGCUGCUAUAUUUAAAUGAAACUAAAAAUAUGUUAUUUUUAGAAAACCUAAAUAUAAUUCCAUGUUUUAUUUUUAUGAUAACUGGUCACAACCAGUAGAAUGAAAAAUCAUUUAUAAUUUUGUUAUUCUCUUGAUGAUCGAAAUUUAUAUAAGUUAUUGAUAUGAUAACAAUGAUAAGUUUAUGUUAAAAGAAUUAUUUACUGUUAUAUUUUAUUUUUAAUUAUUAUCAAUGUUUAUUUAUUAUUUUUAUGAGGCCAAAUUUUUGGUGUUACAGUAUUACCACCAAUUAUUUUUAUUAGAAAAUGACCACAAAUAUUGCUUACAUAAAAUGGCAGGCGUUUAUUUAUAUUGCCACAUUUUUGCAAUUAUCAGUAAUCAAUCAGGAAUUCAAAAGUAAGAAAUACCUUGUGUUUAAGUAAAUAUUUAAUAUUGGUGGUAAUACUAGUCAUACUUGCAAGAAACCUUUUUUGUGCACAUUCCCAAUAAUUGAUGUAUCAACUCUGUUAACCUGUACCAGAUUUCUAAACAUUUUCAAUGGUCUAUCUGUCCAGCUGUUAAUAUCAAAAGUGAAAGUAAGCAGAAGAUAACUAUUUGCACUUUUGUCAGUUUAGCCUAGGCGCAGACCACCGACUUUUAGUUGGCCGAUAGUUGAGUCUGGCUGUUAAUCAGUAUGGAGAUGAAUGAAAGUGCGCACAUUGUAUCGGCGGAUACUUCAUACAAAUUAGAAUCGGGCCCUACUAUCGGCCGACUAAAAGUAUGUAGUCUGCGCCUAGACUUAGAUGUACCAUUGCAGAAUCUCACUGACGUCACUCGCGAUAGCAAGUGAGAAACUGAUAUGGAGUUGUUCUCUUUUAUUUCGCCUGAAUAAGGAUGUCAUUAGGAAAUAAAAGUAUGCAUUUUUUUUUAAGUUUGUAAACAAAAUGGAAAGCAAGAUUGUUGUAGCAUUUAUAUUUGUUUUUAUAUUAUCAGACUUAACUGCACAUUUAAGGUGCUGUGAGGAUAUAGGAACAGAAGUAAGGAGUCAUGGGUGUUACUAAAACAGUCAUGGCAAUAUUUAAUCCAUAUAAUUUUAAGUAAAAUACAUUUAUUAGUAUGAAUUAAGUAUUUUAUUAUGAAUUUGUAAACAAUAUAUACCAUCCCUGUAAUUUUAGGUUUUAAAAUGUAUAUGUUACCACUGAUAUUUUGUUUUUCAAAAGAGGAUAAAAAUACAAUGUUAUAAGUUUGGACCCCAUCAACCAAUGUUCUUCAAUCUAGGCAGCUUUUUCACUAUCGAAUGUUUAAAUAAAUAUUAGUAGUGUGGCAAUAGUAAAUUAAUUAAAGUUUGCCACAUAUGCUUGCUUAUUAUUGGUUGGUGGGCUGGUGGAAUGUAUCCUCAGUUGAUAUGCUGUAACAGAAACGAAGGUUCUGAUUUUUAAACUAAAUGGUAACAUUUACAUGGUGUAAUAAUCAUAUCAUUUUUUAACCUUUAAAAAUGUGUAAUAAUAAGUAUGUUAACAGAGAUCCAAGUAAUAAAUAGGUACUACAUUAAAUAAGUCGACGUCAAAAAUAUCAUUACACCUUUUAUUUCUGUUCAUGUAUUUUGUCUCAACUGUAAAGGCAUUUUUGAGCACUGUAAAUAUAUUUUUAAUGUCGACUAUACACCAUUAUGCAUCUUACAUGUCUAGAAUUUUCAUUAGGUAUAAUGUUUAUGUUUUCAUCUUUGAGUAUACAUUGACUUUGUAUUAUGUUGAUAAUAAAUGAUUACAUAUCUAUUAAACACA